Osmerus eperlanus (European smelt) is the source of this 5203-nucleotide messenger RNA. RefSeq names its product VPS8 subunit of CORVET complex (gene vps8). The transcript is spliced from 45 exons. Gene Ontology annotation, cellular component: late endosome; CORVET complex; HOPS complex. Lineage: Eukaryota; Metazoa; Chordata; Actinopteri; Osmeriformes; Osmeridae. The record is from RefSeq and is a predicted model, not a curated record. Gene Ontology annotation, molecular function: protein binding. Bases 239 to 4507 code for a protein of 1422 amino acids. Gene Ontology annotation, biological process: intracellular protein transport; vesicle-mediated transport; protein targeting to vacuole.
CGCCCAUCUCCCAUGUAACAGGAGUAGUCGAUGCCGUCUUGAAAAUCGAAUGCUAGAUGGUAUCUUGGGGCACCGUAGGAAAGCCCGGUGAAACUCAGUGAACGUACAUCUUGUCAUCUUCCGUUGCAAACAAGGAACACAAACGUCGCAGCGAGCAAGAGGCAAAAACAAUGCUUUUUUGCUUACUAAAAUGGGAUUUAAUUUAAUUGGAUAGAGUAUUACCACAAAGCUUUUACAAAUGUCUGAAUCGGCUGAAUCUCCAGACACUCGGAGUCUGGUCUCUGCGUCCUCCCAGCUCAAUCUCAUGGAGAUAGACACGAUCGACGACAAAGAGUUCGACAUUCCUCAAGUUGAUACACCCCCCACUUUGGAGAGCAUCCUUAACGAGCCGGAGGAAGAGGAGGAGCCCUUCAUUCUGGAGGACACCUGUCUGCUCAACACCGAGAACAUUGACGCCCACUCCUGCGAGACCUCCUCAUUGGCCAGCUCUGACAGUGGAGACCGUACCAACCUCAAAAGGAAGAGGAAGACAGUGGAGUUGAACGCCACGGUGCACGGCUCGGUGCUCAGACACAGCAUCCUAAAGGGCAUCUCAGCUCAGAUCGUCUCUGCCGCCGACCGAGUAGAUGCUGGACUGCCGACGGCCAUCGCGGUGUCAGGGGUCAUCGUCGUGGGGACGUCUCAUGGUCUGGCACUGGUGUUUGAUUUGAACCAGGCCCUGCGUUUGUGUCUGGGGAGCACGGCCACGGGGGCGGAGUAUGGAGCAGUGUCCGCCCUCAGCAUCAACCACGACUGUACGCGUCUGCUCUGCGGCUUUGCCAAGGGCCAGAUCACCAUGUGGGACCUGGCCAAUGGCAAGUUGCUGAGGACCAUCACAGACGCCCACCCUCCUGGCACGGCUAUCUUACACGUCAAGUUCACAGAUGACCCCACCCUAGCAGUGUGUAACGACAGUGGGGGAUCGGUGUUUGAGCUGGCCUUCAGGAGAGUGAUGGGGAUGCGUACCUGUGACUCUCGUUGUCUCUUCAGUGGCUCUAAGGGGGAGGUGUGCUGUGUGGAGCCCCUCCACACCCCCACAGACCUCAGAGACCACCCCAUCACACAGUACUCUCUGCUGGCCAUGGCCUCGCUCACCAAGAUCCUGGUGAUUGGACUUAAGCCGUCUCUGAAAGUGUGGAUGACUUUUCCCUAUGGCAAGACGGACCCCACCAGUGUUCCCCAGCUAGCCUGGCAGUACGUGCCCAUCCAGAAGGUGGUUAACCCCAUCCUGGCCUUCUGCAGAGGGGACACCGUCCACUUCCUGCUGGUGAAGAAAGAGGAGUCAGGGACCAUCCAUGUCAUCAAACAGAGACAGCUGCACCUCAACUGUGACAUCAUCAGUCUGAGCUGGAUGAACUCCCGGACCCUGGUGCUGCUGAGCAGCGGGGAGCAGCUGCAGGUGGUGGACCGGCCCAGCCUGGAGCUGCUGGAGUGUCUGGACCUGGCAGAGGUGCAGCUGGUCUACAACAGCAGCCACUUUAAAUCGCUGGCCACGGGGGGCAACGUCAGUCAGGCACUGGCCCUAGUCGGAGAGAAGGCCUGCUACCAAUCAGUGUGCAGCUAUGCUGGACAGAUAGUCUACCUGGGAACUAAGUCUGCCCAUAUCAUGACUCUGAGGAACUGGAGAGAGCGUGUGGACUUCCUGUUGAAGCAGGAGAGGUUCCUGGACGCUCUCUCUCUGGCCUGGUCCUUCCACGAGGGAACCGCCAAGGCUGUCCUGGGGCUGUUCGGAGACCCGGCCAAGAGAAAAGGAGUGGUGGCCGACAAGAUGGUGGAGGUUCUUCUCCAGUUCGUGGAGCGUUCGUUGAAGAAGUGUCCAGAGCAGGGCAAGAUCCAGAUUAUGGAGCAACACUUCCUGGACGUGGUGCCUGUCAUGGUGGAUUACUGUCUCCUGCUGCAGAGAACGGACCUGCUGUUCGAGCAGGUGUACGGGCGCCUGGCGGAGAACGUGGUGGCCCGGGGCGUGUUCCUGGAGAGCCUGGAGCCCUACAUCGUCAGCGAGCGGCUGGGCUGCGUGACCGCCGCCGUCAUGAGAGACCUGCUCAACCACUACCAGGACAACAGCAGGAUGGACAGCCUGGAGAGCUGUCUGGUCCACAUGGACGUCACCAGCCUGGACAUCCAGCAGGUGGUGAAGAUGUGCUGGGAUAAUCAGCUCUAUGACGCCAUGAUCUACGUGUUCAACAGUGGGAUGAACGACUACAUUAACCCUAUGGAGAAACUCUUUCAGGUGAUUGGCCCACCACUGAAGGAAGGCAAGGUUCUCACGGAUGAACAAGUGGUGAUGGGCAACAAGCUGUUGGUUUACAUAAGCUGCUGUCUAGCAGGACGAGCGUAUCCCCUGGGGGACAUCCCAGAAGACCUGGUGCCCCAAGUCAAGAACCAGGUGUUUGAAUUUCUCAUCCGUCUUCACUCGUCGGAGGGCCCACAGGAAGAGGAGGUGUACCCCUACGUGCGCACGCUGCUCCAUUUCGACACCCGCGAGUUCCUCAAUGUCCUCGCGCUGGUGAGCCACACCCAGGAAGUACUGCAGGAAACACCCCAGGGACAGACCUUCGAGGACUUCCAGAAUGACAAGCAGGCCCUGGAGUACCAGCAGAGGAUAGUAGACAUCCUGCUGAAGGUGAUGGUGGAGAACGCGGACUUCACCCCCUCUCAGGUGGGCUGUCUCUUCACCUUCCUGGCCCGCCAGCUCGCCAAGCCAGACAACACACUCUUCGUCAACAGGAAGCUGUUUGACCAGGUUCUGGAGUUUCUCUGCAGUCCUGAUGAUGACUCCAGACACACAGAGAGACAGCAGGUGCUGUUGGAGUUGCUGCAGGUUGGGGGCGUGGUCCAGUUUGACGAGACAAGGUUACUGGGCUUGGCGGAGAAGGCAGAGUUCUACCAGAUCUGUGAGUUCCUGUAUGAGCAGAAGCACAUGUAUGAUAAGAUCAUAGACUGCUACCUAAGAGAUCCUCUUAGAAAGGAGGAGAUAUUCAACUACAUCCACAACCUGUUGUCCAUGCCUGGGUACAGCCCAGAGGAGAGGCACUGUGUCUGGGACAACACACUACAGCACAUCCAGGAGCUGGUGAUCAUUGAUCCCAGUAAGUCAGCAGACCUGGUGGCUGGUCACUUCCUGGAAGAGAUCCGGCCAAUCAUCAGCAGCCUACAGGAGGAACAUCUGGUGUAUCAGUUCCUUCGAUGCCUUCUGGACCCAAGAGAAGGCCCUCAUCCCCAGGCUGUCCUGAGGCUGGAGCCCGACCUCCACGAGCUCCUCAUCGGGCUGCUGUGCCGCUUCAACCCCCGGGAGCUCACCUCCUUCCUCCAGACCUCCCAGGACUACCGUCUGGAGGAAGCCAUACAGGUAACGGAGCAGCAUCAGCACCACGAGGCCACAGCCUACCUGCUGGAGAAGAAGGGCGACGCCCACGGAGCAUUCCAGGUCCUGCUCAAGACCCUGAAAGAGAGGCUCAGCAGCCUCACCCCUGGGGGCGAGGAGGAAGAGGGGGGGGGAGGGGAGGGGGAGGAGCCACCCCUGCAGAGAAUCGAGGUGGCCCUGAGUGACAUCAUCGCCUUGAGUGACCGCUGCUCCCACAACCUCAACCAGCAACAGAGAGAGGUGCUGUGGUUUCCUCUGCUAGAGGCCAUGAUGUCUCCACAGACACUCCUGAAGGGACCAGAUACCAAGAACACCUCAGAAGCGUUGAAGGAGCUCACCAUGAAGGUUCUGAACAGCAUGAGCAGCUUCAUCUCCCUGCCAGCCAUCAUCCAACGCAUCCUCCAGGACCCGGUGUAUGGGAAAGGCAAGCUGGCUGAAAUACAAGGCCUCAUCCUGGGAAUGCUGGAGACAUUCAACUAUGAACAGACUCUGCUGGAGACCACCACCAGCCUGUUGAACCACGACCUCCACUGGUCCCUGUCGCACCUGCGUGCUGCUGUCAGCAGGGGGCUCCACCCCCGACACGACCACUGCAACAUCUGCCUGCAGCAGUACAAGAGACGCCACGACUCCCCAGAGGAGAUCAUCAUCUUCAGCUGUGGCCACCUGUACCACUGCCAGUGCCUGCAGAGGAAGGGGAGUGGCCUGUCGGGAGAGAGGCUCCAGGGGUGGAGCUGCUACAAGUGCACGUCCAAUCAGGGAGGGAGGGGCGGGGACAGGGUCGCCAUGGAGACCGGGAGGGGUCGCACUGCUUCCUUGGCCCAGACCAGAGUCACAUCCACACACAGCGACGCAGGAGAUGAGGCUCAUGGGAAAAAGGGUUUGGCAGAGACGACCCUGGACCCCCAACAGAGCCAGUCGUGGGACCAGCUCCGCUGCCUCUACAGAGGCCCCUCCAGGCUGGCCAUCCUCUCGGAGCUCUCUCACUGCCACGGCAAUGAGAAGGCGGGGCUGCUGAACCCCGUCCAGCCAGGAACAGGAAGCAUCUUCCACAGCGAGAACUUCCUGCUCAAGCUGUCCCCUCCGCCAUUGGUCGAGGAGUAGCAGCUGUGGGCCGGCGGAGGGCGGAGUCUCCCCGCCGGCAGCUGUUCCUGGGUCAGGAAGGCCCGGAACACAUGACAUCAGCCCCACUGUUCCUAUUGGUUCAUUUCCUGCGUGAUGAUGCAACGUCGGUUGUCGGAGGACUAGCCGUUCCAUGUGCUUCGACCAGUGUUGACCACCUUAAAAACAGACUUGGCUCCCGAGACUUGGUCGUACGUCGCCUUUAAAUCACCUCUACAUCAUCUCCUACAUCACCCUUCACUCGACCACCCUCAUCACCCCCUAAUUCACCGUUACGUCACCGUCGACAUCCACUCCUUAGUCUACAUGAGCACCUGGAUCAGCUCCUAAAUCCUACAUCACCUCCUGUCGUAGAGCCCCUCCUUUAACACCUCCAUCGUCAGCUCCUGGAGCCCAAUGUUCAGUAGAUCGCCUAGAUCGUCUCCUCUAGUAGAUCACCUCCUUUCAAUGUGACAUUGUCUCCUUCAUCCGCUACUAGAUCAUCUCCCUCGGUGGAUCGGCUCCCACGUCACAUCUCCCAUCACCUCGUAGGUCGUCUCGGAGCAGCCAUGUAGCCGGACGUGUCUGUGUUUGUGUGUAUGAAACGCUACCACGUGUACACUACCCUGCUCCCAUCCAUCUGGUGGCGUCUGUCUGGCCAGACUGUGCAUAAACAAUAAACACCUUUCUAAUGUCGAA